Thelazia callipaeda (thelaziosis nematode) is the source of this 456-nucleotide messenger RNA. The record is from the annotation of a GenBank genome assembly. Lineage: Eukaryota; Metazoa; Nematoda; Chromadorea; Rhabditida; Thelaziidae.
AUGAAGUUUGUAUUCUUCGUACUUUCGCCGUCAUUCUUCAUUUUUUCAUUCAUCUGCAACUUGCUAGUACUAUCAUCUAUUAUACGCCGGCAGUCCAAAGCGGCUCGCAAGCAAAUUGGUAGAAGCUUGAAUCCACGCCAAUUACAACAGCAGAAAGGAAUCGUUUAUACAUAUAUUUUGCAAGCAUUUAUGCCACUUGUCUUAGCUACGCCAUAUUAUAUCGCAAAUGUAUUCUUUAUGUUUUCCAUCGAUCUUGAUAUGAUUUGGUUUAUUGUUGGUGAAGCGAUAAUUGGUAUUCAUCCAUUAUCUAAUGCUUUGAUCAAUUUAUUCUUGCUUCGACCAUAUAGACAAGCACUCAGGAAGAUGUGGCUCAAGAAGAAUGAAGCGAAAAUUGCACAGUAUGAAUCAAUUACUAUAGCUAAUACACAGUUUAUGGAUGGCGAUUGUCUUUUGUGA